This is a messenger RNA of Pogona vitticeps (central bearded dragon), 3621 nucleotides long. It is a transcript of the gene NFKBID, whose product is annotated as NFKB inhibitor delta. Gene Ontology annotation, cellular component: nucleus. Gene Ontology annotation, biological process: regulation of gene expression. Gene Ontology annotation, molecular function: protein binding. The record is from RefSeq and is a predicted model, not a curated record. Lineage: Eukaryota; Metazoa; Chordata; Lepidosauria; Squamata; Agamidae.
UCCUCUCCUUAACCUCCAGAACGCCUUUUUGAGACCAGAGUGUGUGUGUCAGACAGAGGAGGAAGGUGGCGGAGGGAAGCAACGGAUCUGGCGCCCCACGAGGGCUGGAGAUGGGAAUGAGAGUGCCGAAAGGUUGCAAAGACAGAGUGACAGCGGCCCAGACUGUGCGGAAGUUACUGGAGCAAAAACGACUGCAGCAGUCGGCGCAAGGACACAGCCCUGGAGCCCUGAUCCCUCCGAGAGCUGUAGAAACAAGCCAGCCAGCAGAGCCCCUAUUCCUACCGUCCCCUGCAACAAUAGAAGGAAGGGGCCCCCCUAGACCAACACCUCUUGAGUACCCAGUGACCACCUUUCCAACCUGGGAGCCAGAUGUCACACAGCGCACCACCUUCCCCCCUAGCUGCCCCUACCAGCCCGGGGAUGAUGUCAACUGCUGCCUCCCGUCUCCAGGGCCUGACCCGUAUGAUGUGGCGAGCGCCUUCGUUCCCUUGGAACCCAGUGCUUAUGGGGCAGCGGGAUCUGGUGCUACUGAGCCGGUAUAUAGUUCCAAGAUGCCACCAGCACUACCUUAUGAGCAGGCAGCUGCUGAAGCCCAGGACUCGAAUCUCUAUACGGGGCUGAGGAGCAGCUGGACGGAGCAAAACCAGAACAACGCCUAUCUCCCUGUCCCUGGGAAUUACCAAGCCGCCUUUGUCGAUGUGGAUCCAGUGGAACUGGCUCAAGCUCGGGCGCAGAUCCAGAAUGUGGGCUUGGCACAUCUCCUGCAGCAGGAUGAAGACGGGGACACGUGCCUCCAUCUGUUUGUGGCCCAAGGACGCCGCCCACUGGCAUACGCCGCCGCCGAAAUGCUCCGAGACUGUGGGAGGCUGGACAUCAAAGAGCAUCGGGGAAAGACUCCACUCCUCGUAGCAGCCGCAGCGAACCAGCCGGAAAUUGUGAAAGACCUGAUCAUGUUGGGCGCAGACGUCAACGCAGUGGACCAGAAGGGACAGACGGUCUUGCAUCUCGCCACCACCUAUGGGCUGUCCAGGGUUAUUGAGGCUGUCAUGAUGACUCCCGUUCAUGUCAACACAGAAGCCCGAAAUUUUGAAGGGCUGACUCCCCUGCAUUGCGCCAUCAUCGCUCACAAUGCUGCCCAGGGCUCAGAACCGUUGUCUCAGGAGCUGUUGCAGUGCAUGCGCCUCCUCUUGCAACUCGGAGCAAACUACAGGUGCCAGGAUCUGAAGAGCAACAAGACCAUCCUGCACUUGGCCGUCCAAGCUGCCAACUUGCCCUUGAUCGAUUUUCUCCUCCGUCUGCUUGGACAAAAGGUUCAGAGCUUUAUCAAUAUGAAGGCCCAUGGGAAUACUGCACUGCACAUGGCCGCUGGUCUACAUGGGCAACCUUUCCAGGAACACCUUGUGCAUCUGUUGCUACAACAUGGCGCAGACCCCAGUGCCCGGAACCUGGAAAACGAACAGCCGGUUCAUUUAUUGGCUCCUGGACCAGCAACAGAGCAGCUUCGCCUUUUGCUAAGGAGCCGGAGACUCGGCCCUGGCCCAGCUUACCUCCCUUCUCUUCCCUGAUGGCAGCUUGAUGGGUGAAUGCUCCUGGCCAGGAAUUAGCAGCAGAAUCUAUUUGUUUCUCAAGCCACCUCAGGGAUGAAGAAGUCAUCCAUCAUGUUAUUGUUUUGGUGUGUUUUUUUUUUGGUGUUGUUGUUUUUUAAAAAACAGGGUUGUUGUCUUGUACUGGCUGUAUUUAACUAAGUUAUUGGCCUUGAGGCUCAUAUGCUGGCUGCUUCCUUGCUGAUGCUAGCAAAAAUUUUACAUGUUCAAGGGUUGGUUCAGAGAAUCAGCAGGUGUGACUUGCUGAUUCUCUGUCACGAAUGUGGAGAAUAAGAAGUUACUCUUUUGACCUACAAUUCCCAGAAUUCUUCAGCAACUGUGGGUCCAAUUCUAAAAGUCAAAGUUGAACAAAAGUGACUCUUUUUUUAGUUUAGUGGAAAUAAUUGGCAGUGCUUCUUUGUAAGUGAUGCAUCUUCCUCUUCAUCAUGGCCUUCUCCCAGGCAGAAUGGGAAGAACAUCAUCCCCACCACACUGUUCCACGUCAUCAGCAAGGAAACAGCUCAGGAUCUGAGCACAAGUCCAUUCAGCUGGCUCGCUUCUCCAUGAGAGCUUAACAAGGCAGUGGACCGCGCUCAUCACUUCUCCUCCCCUGUCCCUGCCCUGCCAUGUAUAUCAUUUCUGUGAAAUGAAUUUUGAACUUGAACCAUAUUGGUUCGUAGAAACUCUGGAUCGAAUAGCAUGGGACUGGUCUUGCUAGAGAACUUGCUUAGGCAGGAGACAAUCCUAUAUGUGUCUGCUCAUGAAGAAAGUCCUGUUGAGUUCAAUGGGACUUCCUCCCUGAGAAGGCAGGGUUGCAGCCUUCAGACCAUUUCCAUCUUGAUCCACCCACUGAGGCCAGGUCCAGAUCCUAAGAGGAUUCCUCUGCCAUCUGAAAGGGCAACAUCUCCACCAGAUGCAUCACCUGGAAACUGUGGUGCCCUAGUCAUCUCAGAGAUCGGAAACAUUACUUUUUUUAAGCUACAGUUCCCAGAGCUCACCACUGCCUAUAGUGGUUGAGUAGUACUGGGAGCUGAAGUCUGAAAAGAGGCCAUUUUGUCAAACUUGUGAGUUAUCUAAGCUGCAGCUAGUGAAUAUUUCCUUACAAUGCAAAGAUGGGGAAUCUGUGGCUCUCCCAGUGCUAUUGGAGCAAAAGUCCUCUACGCUCCAACCAGACUGGGCAAGAGAAAGGGAUUAUCUACAACAACGUUUGAAGCGUUACCCAUCCCUUAUCUCUUUCUUAAGAGUCCCUCCACCAUGAAAACCUGACUGGUUUAACUGUUGUUUCCUCAGUUCCUCCAGGAAUCCAGGGAGUUCUACUCCAGUGAGUGGAAGCAGAUGUUUCUGUGCCUUGACUCUGUUGGUAAAGGGCAGCUCUUUACAAUUCUUUGUGACAAGAGUUAAACUGGUCUUAAAGUUCUGAUUGUAGUGGAGUGUUGCCCUUUAAAGGUAGAGGAGCCCUGUCAGGACAUGGAUCUGGCAAUGUGAUUAAUUACGCCCAACACAACCUGGGGCCAAUAACAUGCACAGUUUCAGUGCUCCCCCUCUGAUGCUUGAUAUCAAGUGUGAUGGAGGGCCUUCGGUGUUUUAAGCUGCAGGGAUAAACACUGCGUGUUUUUGUUGUUGAUUAGGCUCCGGCCUGCGAUGCACCCUCUCACAGCAUCUGUGCCCAGAAAACCUGUAGCCAGGACUCUGGCUUAAUUUAGAGCCCUGUGUGGCUCUUUUUACCUUUCUUUCUCUCUCUCUUUCUCUCCCCCCCCUUCCCUUCUCCACCUCCAUGAGUCUUUGGGCUCCUCCUUACUCUCAACAAAUGUAUUUCCACAAAGUGGGAAACCAACCUCUUAACUUUUUCUGCUGCCUUGUCCACAGCCUGGAAACUUCUUUUGAAAAACAAUUAUGUGCUCAGCAAAGGCCCCCAAGAGUAACUCAUCACAAGCAGAGACACUCCCAAAAAGUGGCUGAUGGCUCUUGUUAUUCAAACGUCAGCAAAAGAGUUGCUUAUUUAAAAGAAAAUCUGAAUGCCAGAAGCCGACAGUCUGGG